CCUAGGGAGCCCAAGUGACUUACUCCAGGCCACACUGAGGGGUCAGAAUGUACAGAGCCCAUACCCCUUGGCUGGUCCAGACUGCCUCCCUAGGCACCUCUCUGGAGCAUCCCAGUCUCCCAGCCUUAGGUAGGGGAUCAGGGAUGGGGGUAUGGUUCAAGACUAGCUCCACACUUUUAAUAUUAACACCCAAGCAGCCUGUUGAAGGGGCUCUGUCCAUAGGACAAAGAAAGGGCCAGUGGCAUUAAGAUGCUGAGGACCUGGGCAUCAAACCAUCCUUUCUUUCAUUAGACACCAGUCCGCGCGUUGUUCCUCAGUGGGUGCUCUCGCAGUUGCUGUAUUCCAGGGCUCCAUUCUGUUCUGGGGGAGGGGGUCGAAACUUAUUCUUCCACUCUCCUUUGGGCUUUCCUGUUUCCUCCCUGGGGCAGGGAGACACACUUGCAUUCCUAAUAUGGCCUCACCUCAUCUGACCCCCGGCUGUGACCUACUUACUGCUCACCUAGAUAUCUUCUUGCUCCUCUUCCUUUGACUCCCUUUGGAUUAGCCCAGAUAGACUGGGGUUUUCUGGAGAAAUGCCAGGAAAAUUCCCAUAGUCUGGCAGAGAAACAGGGAUUCAAAAAAUGGUGAUGUCAAGAAGAGCAACACAGGCCCUGGACCCAGCAGCCGUGCUGUCUUCUGCUCCCUGGCCCCAUACCUGCAUUGUCUCCUGGCUGGGCAAAGGGGGUCCCUGCUUGGAAAGGAAACUCCAUUUUCGUUUCACGCCACCAUCACUCGCGUGCACAGUCCCAGAGUGGGACAGUGUAAUGCCGCCUACUCCCCCUUCCACCGCUGAGUACACCUUCCGUCCCCGCCCCCGCCUCCCCGCCGCUUCAGAAGCGCUGCCUCCUCCAGGUGCCCCGCCCCACAGUGCCCCCCGCCAGAGGGCGCGCGCGCUCCCCGUAGACGCGCUCCGCUAUCCGCUUAGGCACGGAUGGGUGACUAGCUCCAGGUGCGGAACCGGCAGCCCCCAAGCCGGGUCGUGCAGCAACAGGCUCGAGAAGCUCGCAUCCGCGCUGUGCUCCCUCCCCACUGCAGGAGUGCUCGUUCCAAGCACUGCAGCGCCUGCAACAAGUGCGUGUGCGGCUUCGACCACCACUGCAAGUGGCUCAACAACUGCGUGGGCGAGAGGAACUACCGGCUCUUUCUACACAGUGUGGCAUCUGCCUUACUGGGCGUCCUGCUCCUCGUGCUGGUGGCCACUUAUGUCUUUGUGGAGUUCUUUGUCAACCCCAUGCGGCUGCGUACCAACCGCCACUUUGAAGAAUCACACAGAUGUGUGGUUCGUGUUCCUGCCUGCUGCCCCUGUGGAGACCCGGGCUCCUGCUAUCCUGGCUCUGGCUGCCCUACUCAUCCUUCUGGGCCUGCUCUCCACAGCCCUGCUCGGCCACCUGCUCUGCUUCCACAUUUAUCUCAUGUGGCACAAGCUCACCACCUAUGAAUACAUCGUGCAGCAUCGUCCGCCACAGGAGGCAAAGGGGGCCCACAGGGAGCUUGAGUCAUGUCCCCCCAAGAUGCGGCCCAUUCAGACAGUGGGCCCAGGACCCAGAAGGCCUUGGACCCGUACCUGGCCUCCCAGCCUCCCUCACCUCCACCUUCCCCAGGAGAUGGAGUUCUACAUGCGGACCUUCAGCCAUGUGCACCCAGAGCCCCCUGGCCAGGCCAGGCCUGCUGCAGUGAAUGCCAAUCCCUCCCAGUCCCUUGCCACCCGAGGCCAGGUGGAGCCUCCACCUCACUCCUCCCCAGAGACUCUCGCUCUGCCCCCCCGGAUGCGACCCCAGAAAAAGAGGAAGCGUCGCAUGUAUAAGGUGCAGACCUCCGGGACCUUUGACAGGGAGCCCCCGUUGCCCAGGGUGCCGGGGCCCCGGAUCCCCGGCCGCCGCUCCAGCUCGUCGUCGGAUUCCGCGGACGCCAGCCCUGCAGGCGCCUACCACUCGGCGUCAGCCGAGUCCAUGGAGGAGAUUCCGGUGGCUCAGACGCGCCUAGGCAGCGCCGCUCUGGCCGCCCCAGUGGGCAGGGGCCGAGAGCCCGGGCUGGAGCUGCAGGCGCGUGCGCCCGCCGUUUUCGUGAGCCCGAGCAGCGGCGAGCCCGGUGCGCGGGGCGGCCCGGAGGCCGGUCUGGCUUAGCUGGGCCGAGAAGCAGGGAUGGAGGAGCAGCGUCGGAACAGACUCUCUAUGCAACACCCCCACCCCAGCCGCACCGAGUGCACUUUAGGGGCCCCUAAGGGCCGGCGGGAUCGGCCCCCCUCCCCCACGACUCAGCAAUACCCGCCCCACCAGCCAUGAUGCUCCAAUAAACUUUUUUAUGCUUUUGC
This is a messenger RNA of Hippopotamus amphibius kiboko, 2350 nucleotides long. It is a transcript of the gene ZDHHC1, whose product is annotated as zinc finger DHHC-type containing 1. Gene Ontology annotation, biological process: protein targeting to membrane; peptidyl-L-cysteine S-palmitoylation. Lineage: Eukaryota; Metazoa; Chordata; Mammalia; Artiodactyla; Hippopotamidae. The coding region runs from base 621 to 2162 and encodes 513 amino acids. The record is from RefSeq and is a predicted model, not a curated record. Gene Ontology annotation, cellular component: Golgi apparatus; endoplasmic reticulum. Gene Ontology annotation, molecular function: protein-cysteine S-palmitoyltransferase activity. The transcript is spliced from 8 exons.